GAGGGGGCGGGGCCAUCAGGGGGCGUGGCGCGGGGCCGGGGCGCGGGCGCGCUGCGGGGCCGGUGCGGGCCGGGCUGGGCUGAACCGGGCCGGGCUGUGCCGAGCCGGGCCGGGCCAUGGCGAGCUCGGAGCGCAGCGCGCUGCUCACCUACCGCCUGUGCGGCGGCUCGGCCGAGGAGGAGCGGGGCCGGGAACGCGGCCGGGCCGCCACCGCCGCCACCACCGCCGUCUCCUCCUCCUCUUCCUCGUCCUUCUCUUCCUCCGCCGCCGCCCCCCGCAAGCUGCCCACCUUCCUGGGCGUCGUGGUGCCCACGCUGCUCUCCAUGUUCAGCGUCGUCCUCUUCCUGCGCCUCGGGUUCGUGGUGGGCCACGCCGGCUUGUACCAAGCUCUGGCCAUGUUCGCCGUGGCGUACUUCAUCAUCGGCAUGACGGUGCUGUCCGUCUGUGCCAUCGCCACCAACGGGGCGCUGGAUGCUGGGGGAGCCUACUAUAUGAUCAGCCGUGCCCUGGGCCCGGAGUUCGGGGGCAGCAUCGGGAUCAUGUUUUUCCUGGCCAAUGUGUGUGGCAGUGCCCUUUACAUACUGGGGCUGGUGGAGGCGGUGGUGGACAGCUUCGGGAUCCCACCUGGUGAGUACCCUGGCAAAAAUCGGGUACAGGGCGUCCACGUCCUGCCCCAGAGCUACUGGUACGAGCUGCUCUACGGCACCAUCCUGCUGGCCCUCUGCCUCGUCGUGUGCCUCGUGGGGGCCUCCAUCUACGCCAAGGCCACCUUCCUCAUCUUCCUCAUCGUCACGGCCGUGCUGGGCACCAUCCUCGUCAGCUUCUUCGCCACGCGGCCCCUCGGGGUGCCCAUCCGCAUGCCGCACCACAACAGCUCCGAGACCGAGAGUGGCAACUUCACGGGCUUCUCCCUCGCCACCCUACGGGAAAACCUGGGAGGCGGGUACGGGGUGGACUACACCACAGGGCAGAUGAUGAGCUUCAGCUCCGUCUUCGCCGUGAUGUUCAACGGCUGCACCGGCAUCAUGGCAGGCUCCAACAUGUCAGGGGACCUGAAGCGCCCGAGCUACUCCAUCCCUCGGGGCACCAUCUCCGCCGUGCUCUUCACCUACCUCGUCUACAACCUUCUGGCCUUCCUCAUGUGUGCCACCUGCAGCAGGACCCUCCUGCAGAAGGAUUAUGGCUUUCUGCGUGACAUCAGCAUCUUCCCACCCCUGGUCACGGUGGGCAUCUACGCUGCCACCCUCUCCGCAGCCAUGAGCAACCUCAUCGGGGCGUCCCGCAUCCUCUACGCCUUGGCCCGGGACGAUCUCUUUGGCCGGGCGCUGGCGCUUGCCAAGAAGACAUCUGCGAGCGGGAACCCCAUCAUGGCAGUGAUCCUCUCCUGGCUGGUGGUGCAGCUGGUGCUCUUCUCCGGGAAGCUCAACACCAUCGCGGGGGUCGUCACCACUUUCUUCCUGCUGGUUUAUGCCACUGUCAACCUGGCCUGCCUGGCGCUGGAGUGGGCAUCGGCCCCCAACUUCAGGCCCACCUUCCGCUACUUCAGCUGGCACACGUGCCUGCUGGGCAUCGCCGGCUGCUGCGUCAUGAUGUUCCUCAUCAGCCCCGUCUCGGCCUCGGCGAGCCUGGGCUUCCUCCUCCUCCUCCUCCUCGCCCUCCACUACCUCUCGCCCAGCAGCACGUGGGGCUACAUCAGCCAGGCCCUCAUCUUCCACCAGGUGAGGAAGUACCUGCUGAUGCUGGACGUGCGGAAGGACCACGUCAAGUUCUGGCGCCCACAGAUGCUGCUGAUGGUGCAGAACCCACGCAGCAGCCCCCGCCUCAUCGACUUCGUCAACGACCUCAAGAAGAGCGGCCUCUACGUCCUGGGCCACGUGGAGCUGCAGGAUUUGGACGCUCUGCCCUCGGACCCGCUGCAGCCCCAGCAGGACUCGUGGCUGGGCUUGGUGGACAAGCUGAACGUCAAGGCCUUCGUCAGCCUCACCCUCGCGCCCUCGGUGCGGCACGGCGUCCGGCAGCUCCUCUUCACCUCCGGCCUCGGCGGCAUGCGCCCCAACACCCUGGUGCUGGGCUUCUACGACGACGCAGCCCCUCAGGACGGCCUGGCCCGGCACCCUGCCUUCACCAGCGCCCGCGAGGAGCUUCCUUUGGGCUUCCCCCCUCUUCGGGCACCCGCCGCCCCCAAACUGCUGUCGCCACGGGAGUACGUGGGCAUCGUGGCCGACGCCUUGAAGAUGCUGCGCAACGUCCUGCUGGCCCGGCAGCUGGAGAGCCUGGACAAGGCCUGGGAGCUGCGGCGAGCCGCCAGCCCCCCGCCCACCAUCCACGUCUGGCCUGUCAACUUGCUGCGGCCCGACAGCGCUCGCUACGCCGACACCUGCAGCCUCUUCCUGCUGCAGAUGGCCUGCGUGCUCAACAUGGCCCGGGCCUGGCGUCGGGCCCGCCUCCGCCUCUUCCUCUGUGUGGAGGCCGGAGCCAUGCCCGGCGCCCAGGAGGACAAGCUCCGCCAGCUCCUCAAGGACCUGCGCAUCCAGGCCCAGAUCCAGCUGGUGCCUUGGGACGCCGUCGUCGGCCUGCACUGGCAGGCUCAACGUCAACGUGGGACCCCGGGGACGCCGGCUGAGGAUGAGGAUGAGGAGGAAGGGGCAGCUGUGAACUUCCCGGCCAACGCCAGCCGGGUGUCGGAUGAGUACGUCCGUGCCGCCAACAAGCUGGUGCUGGAGCAGGGCCCGGCGCCCGCCGUCCGUUUCCUCUACCUGCCGCGGCCGCCGGCCGACACCAGCCUGUACCCGCUCUACCUGAGGCAGCUGGAGCUGCUCACCCGCGGCCUGGGCCCCACGGUCCUGGUGCACGGGGUGAGCGCCGUCACCAGCACCCAGCUUUAGGGUGGCCCCCCCCCCUCUCCCCGUGUCCCCUCACCCUCCUGCGGCCAGUGCCUUACAGCCCCACGGCCAGAGUUGGGGACCUGUCCCCAAACUGCUGGGCGGUGAUUCCGGCCCUAUGGGGCUGGGAGGAGAGAGAGGGUGGAGGGUUUUGGGGUGCUUUUGGGGAGGCGCAGGGUUAAAGCUGCCCUGGCAGGAUCCGGGCGCUCGGUGCGUUCACUGUGCCUUUCAUAUGGGGAGGUGGUGGGGUACUGGGGCUGUCCCAGUUUGUUACUGGGAGGCCCUCGCCCGCAGCCACCCCCCCCCCCCCCAGUGCUCUCCUCUUGCACCGCCACCCCCCAGCCUCUCCUCCGCAGGCUCCUCCGGGCACCCGGCCAGCAGCGGGGAUUGAUUAAAGGCAGCCUCGACCUUGGUGCCCCAGCUCCCCGCCAUCCUCUGUGCCUUUCAUUAGGGAAAAUUAAAUGGGAAGGGGCUGGGGGAGGGGAGCCUUAGGUGCCUGGGCUCCCUGCCUCGAGCUGGAGAAAGGGGGGGGCAAUCCCUUAUAGCUAUAGGGCAGUCCCUAAUGGCUAUAUGGCAGCCCCUUAUGGCUAUAUGGCACCCCCAGCUCCUGCAUGGGGGGGGGUCCAAGCCCCCCAUCCUGCCAGGGAAAUGGGGAGGUGAUACCAGGAGGGGUUGGUCCCAUGGGGCAUCACCUUCCCAUCGUGGCCCUGUGCCCCCAUUCAGCCACUGGGGGGGCUGAUAUGGCCCUGACCCCCUUCUCAUCCCCUUCCCCAGCUCCUUAUGAUGCCCCCCCCUCCCCUUGCCCCGCUGUAUUGAUUAGGGGAGGGCAGGAAAUUGCCUGGGUGACUGGCAAUAAAUCUAUUAGGUGCCUGGCAGGCGGGCAGUGCGCCCGGGAGCUGCCUGAUGGAUAACUUCCUAUUAGCCCUGAUGCAGGGGGGGCUGCUUGGGGCCAGGCUGGGGCUGGGCGGGGGGACACACAGCAUGGUACAGCUCCCUGUGCCCCCCCCUUGUCACCACGGUGCUAGCAGGCAGCUCUGCUUGGCCAGAGGCAUGGAAAAGCCCUAGGGAGCUGGGUGCUGCUGGGGGGGCUCCGUUAUUCCCCACCUCUUGCAGGGGUUUGUGCCCAAAUUUGAACCCAAAUCUCCCUCCCCCAGAAGAGGAUUCGGGGCUGGAGCUGCUGCUGGCAGCAGGAAAUUGGGCACCCCAGGGUGGGCACGGCGCAGCCCCCGGCCCCGGCUGCCCGCUGGGUUUAUUUACAAACAGGCGGGAGCUGGCACAGGGCAGCCGGGCACCACCGGGACCCGGCGGCCUAUAAUGUUAAUUAUCACCACGUAAUUAAAAGCCCAUAAAAAAGCCUCACACUUCAUUAAAUUAAAGCUUCCCUGCACCGUGCCGCUGGGCUCUGGCGGAGUUAACCUUGGCCGUGCCAGGCCCUGGCACCGCCACCGCUGGGGCAGCGGAGAGGUGGGCACCCCCAGCUGGGGGUGUAUGACCCCGUGCGGUGUUUUUUGGGGGUGAAGCCUUACUCACACACCCCAAUAUCACUUUUUAUCACACGCAGGCUUGUGCACACGCGCACUGAGGGAGCAUACACGUGGUGUUGCACACGCAGCGUGGCACCAACGCGUGUGUACGCUCCGCACCUGCAGGCACAGCGCCACACGCAGUGGGACGUGGGUAGGGGGGGGCUGGCACGGGCACACACGUGCACACGGAGGUGUGCACGCACGCACGCAGCCGCUGCACAGCCCGCAUCGCACACCAGCUCCGGCACACAGCGCCCACUCAGCGCACACCUACACAAACAGCAUUUCUUUCCCUCUUCACGCACGCACACGCUCUGCACCCGCUCCUGCUGCCCGUGCCCAUUCUCCUGGUGCCAAAAACCUGCCCAGGGGUGCCCCCUGCACCCAGUCCUGGUGCCCCUCGCACUCCCUGCCUGUGGCAGCCCCCAGCAGGGUGGCACCAGCAGCCUUUGGCUUCCCUCUGGGUGCUCCCCAGGUUUGUGCCCGCUUUGUGCCACGGUCACCUUGGCACAACCAAGUCCCCCGUGCUUGUGUCAACACCGAGACCACAGUGACUGGCACCAGGUGCCAAGUGAGCCAUGGGGGUGCUGGGGAGGGCAGUGCGUGCACUGGGAGUGUGUGUGCGUGCACAAGUGUGGUGCUGUGCUGGGGAGGGGUAUAUGUGUGCAGGGGGAUGUGUUCACGUGCACGGUGUGCACGGUGCAUUGACGUGCACACCAGAGGUGUGAGAGCACACACCUGGGCGCACACACACACACACACACGAGGUGUGCAGGCUUGCACACACGUGUGCCCGGCACUGCCACUGAUUGGGGCUGCAGGGGGGCAAGGGGGCUGGUGGGUGCCCGCGCCCCAGCCCGCGGGGGUGGGCAGACAACGGGGCCUCGGCUAUUUCUUGGAAAUUUCGCAGCAUUCAUUUCAGAGCAAAUAAAAGCUGUCAUUGCUGGAGAAA
Molecule: messenger RNA, 5360 nt
Organism: Anas platyrhynchos (mallard)
Lineage: Eukaryota; Metazoa; Chordata; Aves; Anseriformes; Anatidae
Source: RefSeq, a predicted model, not a curated record